Molecule: messenger RNA, 1558 nt
Organism: Lutzomyia longipalpis
Lineage: Eukaryota; Metazoa; Arthropoda; Insecta; Diptera; Psychodidae
Gene: Hsdl2
Product: hydroxysteroid dehydrogenase-like protein 2
Exons: 4
Coding region: 205-1446 (413 amino acids)
Cellular component (GO): mitochondrion
Source: RefSeq, a predicted model, not a curated record
CACACCUUAAUCGAUGAUACGAACAACAAUCGAUAUAUUUAGCAGCUGUCAAAAAUCCCGCUAUUCCAACACCAAAAAUUCUCAAGAAUUUUCAAAAAUAGUUCUUUUUUAUCGUGUAAAUUGUAUUAAAUUGUAUCAAAAAAGUGUUUUAAUUCAUUAUUUAUCUGUUUAUUCUCGAAUUGUUUAAAAAACUCCACACUAAAAAUGAUAAAUACAGGGAAGCUGGCCGGACGAACCCUUUUCAUCACGGGAGCUUCUCGUGGAAUUGGCAAGGCUAUCGCGCUGAAAGCUGCUCGAGAUGGAGCUAAUAUCGUCAUUGCGGCCAAGACAACUACUCCCCAUCCAAAGCUUCCCGGAACAAUCUACACAGCUGCUGAAGAAGUUGAGGCUGCUGGCGGCAAGGCACUGGCCUGUGUUGUGGAUAUCAGAGAUGAGAAUCAAGUGAGGACAGCUGUCCAGUCGGCAGCUGAAAAGUUCGGUGGGAUUGACAUUGUCGUCAAUAAUGCCAGCGCAAUUUCCCUGACCUCUACAGAACACACUGAAAUGAAGCGCUAUGACUUGAUGCAUAACAUCAAUACAAGGGGAACCUUUCUUGUAUCAAAAGAAUGCUUGCCGUACUUGAAGAAGAGCAAUCAUGCUCAUAUUCUCAACAUUUCGCCACCAUUGAAUAUGGCACCGCAUUGGUUUGGGCCUCAUGUCGCGUACACGAUGGCCAAAUAUGGGAUGUCUAUGUGCGUCCUUGGCAUGGCUCAGGAGUUCAAACCUCUUGGGAUCAGUGUUAAUGCCCUGUGGCCACGUACUGCCAUCGCCACGGCAGCUAUGGACCUCAUCACAGGUGGUGAGGAUACAAAGUUCUACCGGAAGCCCGAAAUUAUGGCUGAUGCAGCCUACGUUGUCCUCAGUCGGGAACCACGAUCAACCACUGGGAACUUUUUCGUAGACGAUGAGGUUCUCUAUGGUGCUGGCGUUACCGACCUCAAACCCUAUGCGUGCAAUCCCGAGUUUGCCGAUCAACUCUUCCCGGACUUCUUUCUCGAGAUGGAUACAACUUUGUUGGAAAAAUACAAGGACAAGGUUAAAAUGUCCCCUUCGCCAAAGACAGCAUCCACGGGAAACAUUGCUGGACUCUUUGGGAAGAUUGAGAGUAUGAUGAAUGAGGAGCUGGUGAAGAGAGUCGGUGCCAGCUACAUGUUCAACGUGAAGGGCGAAGAAGCAGGUACGUGGUAUUUGGACCUCACAAGUGGCUCCGGAAAAUGCGGCAAGGGACAACCUCAAGUUCCCGCUGAUGCUACCCUCACGAUGGAUUCCAAGCAUUUUUAUGAAAUGUUCACGGGGAAACUGAAGCCGGCAAAUGCCUUCAUGUCGGGAAAACUCAAGAUUUCGGGUGAUCUCACGAAAGCCAUGAAGCUUGAAAAGCUCAUGGGUAGCCUUAAAGCUAAGCUCUAAGAGCGAAAAUUACUUUCGGGGAGGAUCGUCGGGGCGUUGCUGUGCAUUAUCGUGGCGAAUGUAUUUUUUUCAAAAUAAAAAAGUGGUCGCAUGAGGAAUUUUCUACGAAAAA